CAACCCGUCGCCCAACCGAACGAGCCUGUCCCGACCUAUACGGAGCCCGCAUAUUUCGCCAGAUGAACUCGAUACCUACGUGAUAAUCGAUUGGAGGACCUGGCUGAGAUGUCGGGAACACAGAUCAUCGACGACAAGAGCCCCAUAUGCAUCCCUUUCAUACUCGAGCGCCUCAAGGUCCACAACGCGACCAACCAGACGAGGCCCUUCGUCAUCGGGCUCAACGGUGUCCAGGGCGCCGGCAAGACAACCCUGGUUAGAGCCCUCGCCUCCAAACUACAAGAAGGGGAGGGUCUGCAAACCCUGGUUUGCAGCAUCGACGACUUCUACCUGACGCGUCAAGAUCAGAAGGCGCUUGCAGAGUCCCACCCGGGGAACUCGCUGGUCCAGGUUCGGGGCGAACCAGGUACCCACGACGUGCAACUAGCUCGAGAUUUCUUCACAGCUUUGAAUCACGGCCAGCAGGUCAAAGUCCCCCAGUACGACAAGUCGGCUUAUUCGGGCCAGGGUGACAGAGUUUCGGAGUCCCAGUGGGAGACGGUCAACGAACCGGGGCAGCCUAGAAUUCGCAUCGUCAUCUUCGAGGGCUGGUGCGUUGGUUUCCGGCCGCUCGCCCCCGCCGAGGUAUCCCAGAAAAGGGAUGCGCCGAGCCGAACGCUGCACCGACAUCCUCUAGACCACCUGACUUUCAUAAACGACCGCCUUCGGGACUACGACGCCAUCACGGACAUGUUCGAUGCAUUCAUCCACAUCGACGCCGAAGAUACCCAAUGGGUCUACGACUGGAGGUUAGAGCAGGAAAUAAUGCUGCGAAGUCAAAAAGGGACGGGUAUGACCGACGCCCAAGUCGUCAAAUUUGUUGAUGCUUAUUAUCCCGCCUAUGAGCUAUUCUCCGACAAGCUGAGGAGUGGCUUGUUCCCGGGUAAGCCAGGAUGUCAGCUGAGAUUAGUUGUUGGCAGAGAUAGAAAAGUCAAGCAGACAAUUUUCCUUUAAUAUGUGAGAGCAAAUGGGUAUCUUACCAGGUGGUUUCCCUUGGCAUCACAAUCCGGUGAUAUCCUUGUGCGCCCCGAAGAAAGAAAACAGGAUAGGAGCUUGUCUAGGAGAGCAAAUGCCACGCCCCAACACCAUGCAGCGUAACCGUA
Messenger RNA from Durotheca rogersii, 1142 nucleotides. Its product is annotated as P-loop containing nucleoside triphosphate hydrolase protein. The coding region runs from base 109 to 993 and encodes 294 amino acids. Lineage: Eukaryota; Fungi; Ascomycota; Sordariomycetes; Xylariales; Xylariaceae. The transcript is spliced from 2 exons. The record is from RefSeq and is a predicted model, not a curated record. Gene Ontology annotation, cellular component: cytoplasm.